AUGCAAUGUGUACAUAUUAAGAAAAAUCAACACAUGCUAGAGUUUCUUCUGAAAAUUGUGCUGUUGAAAGUACGAUUGGAAGCAUCACAACCAGUUCUUAAUACUUCAUUUCGUAUAUUAACCGAACAUCGGCAAUUGGCAGUAACAGUAGCAAGUCAUCGGUUGGCAACAGAAGAACCCUACAAGUUCACACAAAGUGCAAUGUGGCAUCAACAAACAUUGAGAUCAACACACAACUCUUUGCAUCGUUUGACCCAGAUAAGUGGAAGAACAUUACAGCUAGCAGUAGCUCCACUAAUUGCCUUGUAUUUGGUGGCCAGCUUAGCACAGGUGGGAGCCAUUGUGUUCUUUCCACGUGGUGCUUCAUAUGGGAUGAUAUCCGCGAUUGCCAUUCCACUUCAUUUACCACAUCGAAAUGUUUACAUGGCUUUUAAUUUCGAGGCCAAUUAUGGUUUGCCACCAAAUGAUUCCUACAAUGAGUGGAUUGACAGAUGGAAUUUAGAUCAAGAAUAUUUGGGCAUUGGCAACAAUGUUACAGUUAUUAAUAAUCGCCGCAAUUUGGACAAGAGAUCACUUCCAUCAACUGCUUCUUUAUUGCCCCGCUAUGACCGCCGUUCUUUUUAUCGUACAUUUACGGAUUACUUGAACCACUAUCAAAUGAACGGUACCGCUUGCCUUUUGAGAACAAUAUGUGAAGUGGCUGCUUCCACCGUGGAGGAGAACAAUGGAGUUUUGGGCAGCUUUUUGAAAAUUUUAUUCAUGCCAACAACAUCACGGCCAGAAAGGCCACUGCACAAUGCCAUAAACGAUGAGAACCUCUAUCGGGCCGAAAGGCAAGGCAGACAAUACUUGGCCAAUAUGGACAAUGAUGAAGAUAAUGGUGGCGGUGGUGAUGCCGAUGAAGGCAAUGCGUGUUUGGAUUAUUCACAUUGGUGUCCUGAAGGAGUUAUAAACAUGAUAUCCGACCUCUUGCAACAUGAAAUGCUUAUGGAUAUGGCUUAUGUUUUCAACUUUCAAUGUCUGUAA
This is a messenger RNA of Stomoxys calcitrans (stable fly), 1026 nucleotides long. RefSeq lists its product as uncharacterized. NCBI's taxonomy places the organism in Eukaryota, Metazoa, Arthropoda, Insecta, Diptera, Muscidae. The transcript has 6 exons. Bases 1 to 1026 code for a protein of 341 amino acids. The record is from RefSeq and is a predicted model, not a curated record.